Messenger RNA from Hyla sarda, 3030 nucleotides. It is a transcript of the gene PYM1, whose product is annotated as PYM homolog 1, exon junction complex associated factor. Lineage: Eukaryota; Metazoa; Chordata; Amphibia; Anura; Hylidae. The coding region runs from base 290 to 868 and encodes 192 amino acids. Gene Ontology annotation, cellular component: exon-exon junction complex; cytoplasm. The transcript is spliced from 3 exons. Gene Ontology annotation, biological process: exon-exon junction complex disassembly. The record is from RefSeq and is a predicted model, not a curated record. Gene Ontology annotation, molecular function: RNA binding.
GUCCGCUCCAGUCUCCGUAGCAGUGGGCGGGGACCUGAUAGGUCACGUGAUGUAAACAGUCCGUUUCUAUGACAUAGCUGUGUACGUUCUCGCUCCGUUUACCACGUCUGCCCUGUGUAUUCCCGCUCUGUGAUCCGCAUGCAUAGUCGCGGUCUGUAAAGAAGCCGCCAUUAAUAAUCACUCCCCUCCGGGUGACUGUGCCGGGAUUCCCCUCCCUCCUUUGCCCCGAUCCGCCUAUGACGACGUCAUACAGGCAGGUGUCGGACGGAAACGUGGUGAGAGGACCAAGAUGGCGACUCCCUAUGUGACCGAUGAGUCCGGGAAGUACAUAGCAGCUACCCAGCGUCCUGAUGGCACUUGGCGGAAGCAGAGAAAAGUGAAGGAGGGAUACGUGCCUCAAGAAGAAGUUCCUGUCUAUGAAAACAAGUAUGUCAAGUUUUUUAAAAGCAAACCCUCGCUUCCGCCCGGACUUAGCCACACCGACCCUCCCGCUAACAAAACUCAACAGUCUACCAAACCAGAGACCGAAACCGCUUUGUCUAAAACAGCCAAAAGGAAUAUGAAGCGCAAAGAGAAAAGGAAGCAAGACAAAGGAGAGCGAGAGGUGGUGGAGGAAACCAGGCAGAACAUGGAGAAGAUAAGUAUUUCAGAAUCCGAGGUGCAAAAGGACAAAGCGGAUACUGAAAACGCUGCAGCCGAGAAGGCCAAGAAAAUUAAGAACCUGCGCAAGAAGCUUCGACAGGUGGAGGACCUACAGCAGAAAUUAGACUCUGGAGAGAUUAAGCAGCCUUCCAAAGAGCAGGUAGAAAAGCUGGCAAGGAGGAAAGCAUUAGAGGAAGAGAUAGAGGACCUGGAGCUGGACUUAUAGAUGAUAAGGCCUCCAUCGUGGGCCAGACUGCCAGGGGACAUACUAGGCGUUUUAUGGUUUGUUUGUUAUCUCUUUCCCAUUCAGUCCAUUGUAGUUUCCCAGGGAAAGAUCUUUCUGUUUUCCCGAAGGACAUUAAAUAUUGGGGAUCUAAUUUCCAGCUCAUUGGCACUUAGGCGAGAAGAACGAUACCGCCAAAGCAGCCACAAGUUUAAACGGCCAUCAUGUUUCGGUAUCUGAAGGUCACGUAGAGUUCCAUAUUGCAAUUGAGAAGAACUCGCUUCAUGCCCAUCCACGUUUUUGUUUUUUACUGACAAAAGAUUAGUCUCUAGAUAUGUCAAAUGGAUUGAACGAAUGGCGAACAUUGUACAAAAUUAAAGCAAUAAUUCCUACUUGAUGGAUUUCUUCUAGAUCACAAUGUAUCCUUUACCUCAGUGUUUUCCAAAGAGUGUGCCUCCAGCUGUUGCAAAACUACAAAUCCCAGCAUGCCCGGACAGCCAGCGGCUGUCCGGGCAUGCUGGGAGUUGUAGUUGUGCAACAGCUGGAGGCACCCUGUUUGGAAAGCACUGCUUUACCUCCUUAGCAUACAUUUGAUACAUAGUGACUGGUGGAGAAGAUGUUUUUCGGGGGGAGAAAAAAACUAUAUACAAAAAAGAUUCGCAUAGUUGGCUAAAAAAAGCAGGAUACAUAGAAAGGAUAUAUGCAUUAGCAAUAAUGGACGUUUCAUGGUAUAUGGGGGUACACAUACACUUUUGUUUUUUUUUUUUCCUUUUUUUUUUUUUUCUUUUUACAUUUUAACAUAUUUGUGGGUUUUGAAUUUUGUUGUUGUUGAACAGGGGAAUGUAUUAGUUAAAGGGUGAUCACUUAAUAUUCAGCUUUUAUAACAGAGCGUGUGGCCUGCCACCUAAUUCAAAUUUUAGGGCACUGUCGAGGGCUGGGUUCGGCUAUUUUCGGCAGUAGAUUUUCAUUUGAGUGGCAGGCUCAAACGCAGCAUUAUUCAAACUUCAACAAGCCGCAUCCUUGCGGCUGGAGGAUUGUAGCCCCCCCUGUUCUGGGAAAUAGUGAGGGGUCCCAGCAGUCAGACCCCACCACCGAACUAGUAUUUAUCACCUACUAAGUAAAUGGGUAUUAAUUGCUUCCAACCAGAAGAGCCCUUUUGAAUGUUUAAAGAAGAACUCUAGCAAAAAAUAACGGGGAUAAGUAGCUGAUCACUGGGACCCCCCAUGAUCGAUGGGACCCCGGAGCCUGUGUUGUCUACCGGUAGACUGCACGUUUAUUUCUAUGGGAGCACCGGUGAUUCCCGAGUGUAGUCAGGUCUUUUAGGAACUCCCAUAGAAAUGAAUGGAGCGUGUGUCGUCCUCACUAAGUGCCAGGUCCCGUUCUGGAGAUCAUGGGGGUUUGACAGCUGGGACCCCCCCGAUCAGCUGCUUAUCCCCUAUACUGUGGAUAAUUUUUGCUGGAGUUCUUCUUUAAGCAACAGAUGACAGAGGUUCCUUCCAUGAAGCUACAAGAGCCUAUAUGUCAAGUUGCUCUGGUUAAUAUGUCUACUCUCAUACUACAAGGUGUUUUGAACCCACACAGUUAUUUCGUUGUAUUUUUAGCUUUAAAAAUGCACCAAGAACCCAGAAUUCUUUUUUACUGUAACAUGCAUUUUCUGGCGUUUUUUUGUUGCCUUAUUUUUUAAAAUCGCACAGAAAUAUUGGCAAAAGGAGGCGCAACACAGCAGCAAGAAACCCUGCAUAUUUUUAACAUGCCGCUCUGCACAAAUGCAGUUGUGAUCAGGGUCUAUGGCGAGGAAGCGGAUUGUUAUGGGAAAGUCAUGUUUUAUGACAGGACGUCACUUUUUUUUGCUCUUUGUUUUAAGUGAUUAUGUUUAAUAAAGUUACAACCAGGUGACGUAUAACUGUAUACAGUAUGUGUACCAUGUCGGCAAUUUAGGAUCAUCUAUUGUGUCUUUUUGUUAUGUGUGGACAUAUUUAGUAUCUUCUGUGUCAUAUUCAUAUACUCUGGUCCCCUCCUUUUUUGUGUUGGGGCGACUUACCAUGGCAUUUAUUUGACAUGUAUUGUACUGUUUGUUACUAUUGUUGUAUUAUUAUUAUUUUUCUUUUUUUUAUAAAAUAGAAGGUGUAAUAAACAUGUUGCACUAGAAAUUUUUUAUUGUGUUC